This is a messenger RNA of Rattus norvegicus (Norway rat), 4499 nucleotides long. RefSeq names its product zinc finger protein 950 like 15 (gene Zfp950l15). The record is from RefSeq and is a predicted model, not a curated record. NCBI's taxonomy places the organism in Eukaryota, Metazoa, Chordata, Mammalia, Rodentia, Muridae. Gene Ontology annotation, cellular component: nucleus. Gene Ontology annotation, biological process: regulation of DNA-templated transcription.
UAUCGUGGGCCCCCUUCCGCUUGUGGGACAGAUCGAUAACUUACUGCAAGUUGAGUAAUGGGCUAUGCAAGCUAUUUACCCUGAUUCCAGGAGGAAGAAGGGAAAGAGCCUACUGAGUGCUGCGAGGGGAGCUCAGGCUGAAGUCAGGACCUGGUGAGCACAGGGUCACUGCCCACACAGGGGAGGAGCAGGCGACUGAGCAGUGGUGGGUGGAGUGGUAGGGCCUCCCUGGGGCUGGUCCCGGAGACAGAUGGUUAGGCUAUCGGUGGACCGGCACAAGUGCUACAAUCUCUGCAGAUCUGGAAAAGAUCCGGUCCUGGACAGGAAGCCCAGGUCAAAAACCUCUACUGAGUCCCUUACUCACGCUCUAAUCCUAAGGAAGGUGCUCGUGUCAUUCAAGACUCACUGGCCAAUCAAAGCCUCCAGUCGUACCAAUCAGAAUAGGAGGCGGGAUCUUCUGCGACCACGCGGCGUUUUCUUCCCAGUAGCUGCACGGGCUCGAAUCCUCUGUCCUGCAACUGGAUGCUGUGGGGCGCGCUCAGGCAGGCUCUGCAGUUGUGGCAUGGAUGCAGUGACCUAUGAUGAUGUGCAUGUGAACUUGACUCGAGAAGAAUGGGCUUUGCUGGAUCCUUCACAGAAGAAUCUCUACAAAGAUGUGAUGCUGGAGACCUACUGGAACCUAACUGCUGUAGGCUACAAUUGGGGAGACCGUAAUAUUGAAGAAUAUUGUCAAAGUUCCAGAAGACAUGGAAGGCAUAAAAGAAGUUCUACUGGAGAGAAGCCCUCUGAAUAUACUCAGUGUGGUAAAGCCUUUGCAUGUCACCGGUAUCCUCAAAGGUGUGAAAGAAUUCAUACCGGAGAGAAACCCUAUGAAGGUAUUCAAAAAGGUGAAUCCUCUGCACAUCACAGUAGUCUCCAAAUGCAUAAUAUAAUACCUGUGGGAGAGAAACCCUACAAAUGUAGUCAGUGUGGUAAAGCCUUUUCACAACAGAGUCAUCUUCAAAGACAUAAAAGGACACAUACUGGAGAGAAACCCUACAAAUGUGAUCAGUGUGGUAAAGCCUUUUCACAACAGAGUCAUCUCCAAAGACAUAAAAGGACACAUACUGGAGAGAAAACUUACAAAUGUGAUCAGUGUGGUAAAGCCUUUGCAUAUCCUGGUCAUCUUCGAAGACAUGAAAGGAUUCAUACUGGAGAGAAACCUUACAAAUGUAAUGAAUGUGGUAAAGCCUUUGCAGUUAGCACUAAUCUCCGAGUACAUAAAGCAACACAUACUGGAGUGAAGCCCUACAAAUGUAACGAAUGUGGUAAAGCCUUUGCACAACACAGACAUCUCCAAAUGCAUAAACUAACACAUCCUGGAGAGAAAACUUACAAAUGUGAUCAGUGUGGUAAAUCCUUUGCAUAUCAUGUGUUUCUCCAAAUGCAUAAAGUAACACAUACUGGAGAGAAAACUUACAAAUGUAAUCAGUGUGGCAAAGCCUUUGCAUAUCCUUCUCGACUUCGAAGACAUGAAAGGAUUCAUACUGGAGAGAAACCUUACAAAUGUAAUGAAUGUGGUAAAGCCUUUGCAUUUAGCACUAAUCUCCGAGUACAUAAAGCAACACAUACUGGAGUGAAGCCCUACAAAUGUAACGAAUGUGGUAAAGCCUUUGCACGACACGGUCAUCUCCAAAUGCUUAAAGUAACACAUACUGGAGAGAAAACUUACAAAUGUGAUCAGUGUGGUAAAGCCUUUGCGUAUCAUAGUUAUUUCCACGUACAUAAGAGAACUCACACUGGAGAGAAACCCUAUGAAUGUGAUCAGUGUGGUAAAGCCUUUGUAAGUCAUCGUUAUCUCCAAGUACAUAAAAGAACUCACACUGGAGAGAAACCCUAUGAAUGUGAUCAGUGUGGUAAAGCCUUUGCACAUCAUAGGAAUCUCCAAGUACAUAAAAGAAGUCACACUGGAGAGAAACCCUAUGAAUGUGAUCAGUGUGGUAAAGCCUUUGUACGUUAUGAGCAUCUCCAAGUACAUAAAAGAAUUCACACUGGAGAGAAACCCUACAAAUGUAGUCAGUGUGGUAAAGCCUUUUCACAACACAGUCAUCUCCAAGGACAUAAAAGGACACAUCAUGGAGAGAAAACUUAUAAAUGUGAUCAGUGUGGUAAAUCCUUUGCACAUCAUGUGUUUCUCCAAAUGCAUAAAGUAACACAUACUGGAGAGAAAACUUACAAAUGUAAUCAGUGUGGCAAAGCCUUUGCAUAUCCUGGUCAUCUUCAAAGACAUGAAAGUAUUCAUACUGGAGAGAAACGUUACAAAUGUAAUGAAUGUGGUAAAGCCUUUGCAUUUAGCACUAAUCUCCAAAUACAUAAAGCAACACAUACUGUAGUGAAGCCCUACAAAUGUAACGAAUGUGGUAAAGCCUUUGCAUAUUAUGGUUAUCUCCAAGUACAUAAAAGAAUUCACGGGCUGGAGAGAUGGCUCAGCGGUUAAGAGCACUAAGUGCUCUUCCAGAGGUCAUGAGCUCAGUUCCCAGCAACCACAUGGUGGCUCACAACCAUCUGUAAUGGGAUCUGAUGUCCUCUUCUGGCCUGCAGUCACAUAUGCAGGCAGAAUGCUGUACAUAAAAUAAAUGAAUAAAUCUUUAAAAAAAAGAAUUCACACUGGAGAAAAACCCUACAAAUGUAAUCAAUGUGGUAAAGGCUAUUCACAAUCAGGUCACCUCCGAGUGCAUACAAGAACACAUACUAGCAAGUAACCCUAUGGAUGUAACCAACGUGGUAAAGUCUUUACAGGUCGGAAUGAUCUUCAGAGAUAGGGUGGUUUGAAUAUGCUUGGCCCAUAGGUAGUGGCACUAUUCGGAGAUGUGGCCUCUAAGGAACUGUGCACUGUGGGGCUGGACUUUGAGAUCCUAUGCUUAAGCUCCACCCAGGGCAGAAGAGUCUUCUCCUGGCCGCCUUCUGAUCAAGAUGUAGAACUCUCGGCUCCUACAGCACCGUGUUUGCUUGGACACUGCCAUUCUUCAGCCUUGAUGAUAAUAGACUGAAUCUGUACACCACCCACCAAUUAAAGGUUGUCCUUUAUAAGAGUUGCCUUGGUCAUAGUACAUUUUCUCAGCAAUAAAAUCCAAAUUAAGACAAAAGGCAUAAAAGAUAUUACACCAGAGAGACCCCCUGUGAAAGUAUUGGAUAUAGCGAAGCCUUUGCACAUUUCUGUAGUCCUCACUAAAGCAGAAGUAUUCACACUUCCAUUCACUGAAACCCUGUGAAUGGAAGCAGUGUACAGCCUUUGCCCUUCACAGUUAUGUCUGGAUGCACAAAAGAACCCAUACUGGAGAAAAACCUUAUGGAUGUGCUCAGUGUGGUAAAGUCUCUGUGUUUUGAAAUCUGCAUAGAUCCAUAACACUUCAAUGACCUGGUCAAAGUAAAGGCCAAGGGUUUGAUGUAGUGAGGCCGGGUGGGUUAGAAGGUUAGGGUUUAAUGUGGUUGUGGUUACAAAGUUAAGGGUUAGGGUUAGAGGGUUAGGGGGAUAUGAUUAGACGGUCAGGGCUGAGGCUGAGCUUAGGGGCAGGUUAGGGGUGGAAGGGCAGUUCCGGGUCAUGGUUAGGUUAGUGUCAGGAGCCAACAAGCUAAUAACUGGCAGGUGAUCUUCCUGAGAUGGUCUGCCUUGGUUAUAAUAAUCCAUUUCAGAUUUGCUCCCGUAGUCAGGGCCCAGGAGAAAACCACUCUAGGAAAGAUUCCUGCUAUUAAUAUGCUUUUCCUGUCAUUAAACAUAUGGGACAAUCACUAGGUAUUAGCCCACCAUUUUGAGCAGCUCUCUGCACAUUUAUGAAGAUUUUCUGUCUUGCAGUGAGGCUACAUAGAGAGAUAGAUGAUUUCUUGAUACUUAAUGAUGAUCCUAUAAGAAUUCCUGAAAUUAUAUCAGUAUUUGUUAAGAUAUUUUAUAGCAGGACUGCUAGUAAGUCAGUUCUGAUAGUCAAAACAGCAAUGAGAGCUCUGCCAGUUCCCCACGUGUUAGCGGUUCGUGGCUUCUAGAUGGCAGUCAGAUUUUCUACCUCUCAGAGCACAUUCCAAGAGGUUGUAAAACCGUUCACCAAAAGUCAUCAAAAGGAACUAAUGACUUAUUUUAGGACAGAAGAUAAGAUAUUGACUGAGCUUAUCUAUACAAAACUUCACCAAUAACUUAGUUACUUGGUUUUAAAAUCUUGAUGAGCCUGUGGAAGCUGAGACAGUUGAUGAACGUUUAGCCAGGUAAUUUCUCCUAAUGGAUAUGCAUGUAAACAUUCACUGAUGUUAGCUUUUUAUUCAAUGUCUGAUUUAAAUUUCUGUGUAAACUUGUGCUCAACUCUUUAACAUGCGUUCUUCUAUUCUGAAAGAUGUAUAAGUGCUGAGGACAAAGAGAGGAGAGCGAAAUAUUUUCCCUUAUGCCCCUUUUUCAUUCAUUCUGUUUUCCCCCUUUUGCUUAGAGAGCUUUCAUAGGAAACAUUUUACAACUUAGUAAUAAAUGCUAAAAUCAC